GGUUCUGCAGAGUCAUCAGACCCCGUGCUUAAAGGAGAAGUGAGGGAGGAACAUGUUGAAAUCAGUUUUUUGACUAUUUGCCCAUUUCCAUCUGAGAGAUAAGAGUGAGGCCAGGCUGCGGCUUCAGGAUCAAGACAGGAGGAGAUGGAUCUGUCCCACCGGUUCUCCAAGGAAGAGCUGGCCCUGCUCUACGAGGAGGUUCUCUACACCAUCCGGCACCGCCUGGGCAAGCCCGAGCAGCAGCAUGUCAAGGACUCCCAGGAGCUCUACUCCUACGUGCAGAAGGCUUUUGGCAUGAACGCGGAGGAGCACGGUGUCAUCAUGCAGCAGGUCAUGGAGCUGGAGAGCCCCAUUUACUGCCUGAAAGCCACGGUGAAGGAAGCCAAGGGAAUUUUGGGUAAAGAUGUCAGUGGGCUCAGUGACCCUUACUGCCUGCUGGGCAUCGAGGCCAGGAGCCAGGAGCCAGCCCACCCCGACCCCAGGAAGAGGAUGAAGGCUGUGGUCAAAGACCUCAUCCCCGAAGACCAAAUCCAUCGCACCCAAGUCAUAAACCAGACCCUCAGCCCAGUGUGGAACGAGACCUUCAUCCUGGAGUUUAAAGAUGUGGAGACAGCCAGCUUCCACCUGGACAUGUGGGACUCGGACGUGGUGGAGUCGAUGCGGCACAAGCUGGGAGAGCUGACAGACCUCCACGGCCUCAAAAGGAUCUUCAAGGACGCUCGCAAAGACAAGGGGCAGGAUGAUUUCCUGGGGAACGUGGUGGUUCGCCUGAAGGACCUGCACUGCUGGAAUGACCAGUGGUACCAGCUGGAGCCACGGACAGAGACCUAUCCCGAGCGGGGCCACUGUCACCUGCAGUUCCUCCUGACGCACAAGAAGAGGGCCACCACGAGCAGCAGGACACAGCCCAGCUACACCGUCCACCGCCACCUGCUGCAGCAGCUGGUGUCCCACGAGAUCCUCCAGCACCAGGCCGGCAGCACCUCCUGGGACGGGGAGCUGAGCAGCCACGCCAGCACUGUGCUGUACCUGCACGCCACACAGAAGGACCUCUCUGACUUCCACCAGGACAUGGCGCAGUGGCUGGCCUACAGCAAACUGUACCAGAGCCUGGAGUUCAACAGCAGCUGCCUCCUCCACCAGAUCACCAGCAUCGAGUACCGGUGGGUGCAGGAGCGCCUGAGGCCAGAGCAGAAAGCAGAGCUGGCCGAGUCCUUCCAGUCCCUGCUGACCUACGGGGUCUCCCUCAUCCGUAGGUUCCGCAUCAUUUUCCCCCUCUCUGUCCCGAGGUCCACGGAGAGGCUCCAGUCCCUGCUCCGGGUCCUCGUCCAGAUGUGCAAAACCAAAGCUUUCCGUGAGCUGUGCACACCCAGCCCUGACCUCCCCCACAUGGUCUCCACAGCUCUGAAGUCAGGCACCACGGAGUGGUUCCACAUGCAGAAGCAGCACCUCAAGCCCAUGGUGAAGAGCAUAGAAGAGAAUAGCAAAGCCUUGUCCAAGCUCCUCCUGGAGGUGAUAGAAGAUCUCAAGCAGUGCCAAAAGAUCUGGAAUAAAUUGUUCAGCACCAACCUGAAGUUGAAUAUCUUCUCCAUUGCCUACCUGGAGCUGGAGAGUCUGGUGGCAGAGCAUGUCCAGGAGCAGCUGCACCAGGUUGACAGCAGCAUGUCCAGACCCACGGCCGAGAGCCUCUUUGAUCUCUACAGGAAACUGCAGGAGCUCUAUCAGAUGAAGGACUCCCUCCCAAGCAGGGAUGGACCUCUGGCUCUGAGCAACUUCCACCAGUGGUUUGAGGAAGCAUUGCCCCUGUGGCUGCAGAAGGCCUACACCACCACGCUGGAGAGGGCCCAGAGAGCCAUCCAGAUGGACCAGCUGAAGCCUUAUGGGUACCACAAGCACAGCACAUCUACCGUUGACCUGUCCACCUGCUACGCCCAGAUCAUGACAACCUGGCAGCAGCUCAACUGGCCAGACCCUGAGAAGGCCUUCAUGAUCAUGGUCAAUCUCCUGGAGGACAUGUGCAAGAUCUCCCUGAUGUACUGCAAGCUCAUCAAGGAGAGGGCUGAGGCUCUGUCCCUGAGCGAGCAGAACGAGGGCGAGGCGGCCAACAAGCUCUGCGUCGUGGUGAACAACAUCGAGCAGCUCCGGCUGCUGAUGCUGAAGCUGCCAUCACAGCUGGGCUGGGCCCAGCUGGAGCAGCGCAUGAGGGGCAUCAUCGACCCCCAGCAGAUCCAGAACGCUCUGCACAACCAGCUCGACAGCACCGUGGCCUGCCUGGACCACGAGGUCCGCGACGUGGUGAAAGCCCUGGCUACCAAGCUGGAAAAGGGCAUUGCCAGACACAUCCAGGAGCUCUCAUCUUCCAGUGACACCCAGAAGCCUGAGGAUUCCAUCAUCCCGCUCAUGAAGUUCCUGGAGUCGGAGCUGCAGUACCUCAAUGAGCAUCUGGUCCAGGAGAACUUCAAAAGCCUCCUCAGUCUCCUGUGGCACCACACCCUGUCCGUGCUCUCAGCAGCACUGGGGCCGCAGGUGCCCUCGGUCCAGCACUGCCAGAGGCUGUUCUGUGCCCUGAAGAGCCUGGAGCUGUGCUUCCACGCCGAGGGCUGUGGGCUGCCGCUGGAGACCCUCCACAGUGCAGCCUUCCAGACGCUGGAGGCUCACCUGGCUCUCUGUUCUGCCAGCAGCCGCAAACUCAUCCAGAAAUACUUCAGCAACAGGAUCCAGCAGCAGCUGGACAUGAGCUCAGAGAAGUACGGGGCCGUGACCAUCAAAGCUCUGUACCGGCCUUCGGAGCAGAAACUCCGUGUGGAAGUGCUCAACGCCACCAACCUCAUCCCGCUGGACUCCAACGGCUCCAGCGACCCCUUCGUGCAGCUCACCCUGGAGCCCCGGCACGAGUUCCCCGAGGUGGUGGCUCGGACCACCCAGUGCAAGAGGAACGAGCUGCACCCCCUCUUCGACGAAGCCUUCGACUUCUUGAUCCCCUCCGAGAAGUGCCGGCAGGAGGGGGCCUGUCUGCUGCUGACCGUGUUUGACUACGACGUGCUGGGCUCCAACGACCUGGAGGGCGAAGCCUUCUUGCCCCUGUGCCACCUGCCCGGCCUCGACAGCGAGGAGGACGAGGCCGACACGGGCCGGGUGCCGCAGACGCGGCUCCCCCUCACGCACCCCAAGCCCGCGGAUGAGAUCCUGCAGCUGCUGGAGUCCAGGAAAAGGGACAAAGAAGCUCAGGCCUUCGUUAAGCUCCGCAAGCAACGAGCCAAGCAGUCCAAGGAGACAGAGUGAGGGAGGGACAGGAAGAUGGAUGGCCCUGAAAGGGGAACCUUGGUGAUGUUGGAGCCAGAACCAUCUGCAGGGAGUGUGGGGACAGAGGGGUCCCUGUGCCAGCACCCAGCACCCAGCUCACCCCCACCUUCGGGCAGCAACACCCCCAUGAGCCAGGGAGGGUGGGCAGGUGGACUGGAGGGGAUUUCUCUGCCUGCCUGGACUAGUAACACUACACGAGGGAUGUGGAAGCGUGGCUGUCCCUGUCCGUCCCUCUGGAGUUUGUCACUGCCAGUGCUGCAUCUCCUGGCCGCGUCCCCAGCCCUCCUGUCUGCAACAUGGCAUGGCCAAACCUGCCUUCAUUUUUCUUUAAAAUGUUUAAUUUCUUUCCCCCCUCAUUUUCUUGUGGAUAAGCCUCUUAUUUUAAAUGAAAAGCCACAAAGCUGAUGCGUGGGCUGUGUGCUUUGGGGCAGUGGCCCUGUGCUGGCAGCAGCAGCACAGUGGGGUGGGACAAGGCACUUGAGGUCUGGUGGGAGCUGCUGAAUUUCUCAUUUUUUAAAAUGUCUAGCUCUUGUGUCUGUUUGGGUGUUUUGUUUUUUUUUUUAUUUUACCACCAAUUUCACUGACUUCCUGGAAGCCUGGGAUCUUGCUGGAGCCCGGGCAGCAAUAAUGAGCAUCACAGCCCUGGCAUCCAAAUCAGGAGGAAUUUUGGGCAGCUGACAGCCCAGGCAUGGGAUGCAGGUCCCUGGCAUCACUCCCAGCCUGUGCCAGGGACAUGGGUCCCUCUGGAAGUGGGCUGCAUCCACGUGGGGUGACCCAGUGCCACAGUAAAAAUACCUGACAAGACAGGUGGUUUUAACAAUUUGUUGGGGUUUUUGGAGCUUGUUUUCUCUGCAAUUAGUACUAAUUAUACACCUGGAGCUCCCUCUACCCCUACCCUGCAAGGGGGUGGCCAUGUUUGAGCUGCAGCAGGUCCCUGGGAGCUGCCAGGAACCAGGGAAUUAAAAGCAUCCCCCUCCCGGGUGCCUGAGCACCAGCUGCUCCCUCGGUGGGCAGAGCAGCCUCUGGGUCAGCUCAGGUCAAAUCCUGGAUGCGGGGGUGGGAAAAGGAAAAAAGCUCCUUUGCUAUCUGUGUGACAGAGCCCACAGCAGGAGGGAUUAAGGCACUGCAGGCUCUCAAGGAAGCCAUUUGCUGGCUUAGGUUUUUAGUGCAGAGAAAUAAUAUUCCAGAGCUGGGUCUGGGAUUGUGGGGAUGCUGUCUCGGGGUGUCAUUCAUUUGGAGUGCCUGCACCCUGCAGCUCAGCUGGGGCUGGCACCUGCUGGCAGCCACCUCAUGCUUUAUUACGAGGUUUACUCCACAGGGCUGGGGGUUUGAAUAUGGGCUCAGCUCAUUUUUAUCUAUUUUUAAAAACAUCCCUGUGUCCCACCUUGCCCUGGGCUGCCACCAGCCAGGUGUGUCCAAGGGAGCAGGUGGCACGGGCUGACCUCUCUUCUGAGGUUGUUUGCACUGUAUUAUUCAAGGUGUUUUAGAUGAAUUUUUGCUCAGCUACAGGCAGUGGUGUGGGUCUUCUCCCACCCUAAAAGAAAUCCCAACUUUUACAGAGAAACACUAAUAAACCUUAAUCAGUCAGAGCACAACUAACCCCAUGAAGCAGAACAGCCCAAACAUUAAAAAUAAGGCUUGAAGCACACUAAACCAGCUCCCAGCAAAUGCAAGAAUGACAAAGAGGAAGAAGUCUCCAUCAUCAUCCUCCUAAUCCUGGUGAAGAACCCCACACAGGCCAGAACACAAGAGGGAAGGGGCUGGCACUUAGAUCUACUGAUUUUAUUGUUUUACCAAUAAUCUGCAAUACAAAUGGGCCCAUUCAGAUUAUUGUAGUGAUUGGACUAAUGGGAAGUGGUUGAUGCAUCUUUGAAGCAUUAAUUAGACCAGAUUAGUUAACAGGUAAUUCUUGGGUGCACAGGCCAGGUGUGUUGUUUUGGGUGCCAACACACACAACACUGUAUCCACUGUGCAGGCACAGCUCACCUCUGCCCAGCCUGGCUCUUCCAGGACAUAAAUCCAUGUGCAGACCAAGAAUUUGGGUGAGAAAUUUUUGGAUUUGCCACUUCCAAAGAGGUCUCUGCCCCACCUUAACCACACUGCAUUGAUGUUCCCCCUCUUUCACCACACCUCCAUCAGGAAAGUGAAUUGCAACACCCCGAAAAGGGAGGGGAGCUCAGAGAGAAAUUAUUCUUAGUUGUGUGAAAAUCAGCCACGGAUCUGUUGUUCUGAGGGCUCCAAAGCCCUCAAAGAUUUCUCCACCCUCCCAAGGCCCAGAGCAGAGCCUGGGGCUGCACAUCCACCCGGGCACGCACACACACACAUGCACACACUGCUUCGGUUUGUAUUUUUUUUUCUUAGCAAAAAAAUAAAAAUUUAUUGUCAUCUAAAAAAAAAAAAAAAAUCCAUCCUGCCCUUGGAAACUGUGACACAGAUUGAGUUCUUUCCAGCCCCACAUGCAAAUUCACUCUGCCAAGAAAAGAGUCUAAACCAGGUUUCCGACAGCCAAAACACAUAUUUACAGAGUACGAGAGAACGACAGCUGAAAUCACAGUUCUAUACAUGGAAUCAACAACACGUUUUACACCACUGAUCACCAUUCUGCCAACUUCUACACGGACUAGGGGCGCCUCUGCCCAGUGCCCUUCCUCCUGGGGAAAGCAGGGAAGGGACUGGGCAAGAAUUGCCACCAGAAAUACUGCAGUGUGUAUUAUUAUUAUUUUUUUAAAAUGUAUACUGUAUUUAUUCUGUUUUAACAUUGGAAGCUACAGAGUGGGGAAGCCCCAGAAAUCUCUCCAAUGCAGUCACUACUUUGCAGGAAUACUUCACCUUUAAAAUACUAGGUUUUACAUCAGUAACAUCUAUUUUGCUGUUGGCCAUCACUCCAAGGAUUAUAGUAACUCUGGAGGAAAACACUGGUAAUAUUCUUCCUUCUCAGAUAGGGGGAAAGGAGGAAGAGAGGAGGUUCAGAGGCUGGUGGAACAGCAAGGGAUGACUGAGUCCAUUCAGUGUUACAGGCUUCCUCCCAGGGUAAGGAAUUCUCUUCAUUGUCUCAGCUGCACAAGCCUUGCCAGUGGCUCAGGUUCAGCUUCAGAGAUGUACAAAAGUGUAAAACCCUUUGGCAGGGGAUCAGCUGCAGGGACCCCCAGGGGUGGGAUCUGCUUUAGGAAAUGUGCUCCAGCUCUGAGACCUUUCCUGGGUCCCUCCUGUGCCACUGCAGGCACAUGGCUAUGGCCCCUAAGGCCAGAGAGGAGCUCAAAAUGGUCCUGUUAGCCCAAAAUCCUAAAAUCCUUCAGCUCCUGGCUCUCACCUACAGCUCUGACCCUGCUUGUUGCUCUGGAUCUACCCAGGCUAGUGUUGUCCCAAGCCAGCUGCUUCUAGGUUGGUUUUCCAUAAUAAUAUAAAAGUUUAUUGACCUUUAGGAUGCUGUGGUUUCACAACACAACCACAACUCCUUCCCCCCCAGCUCUCAACUCAGAAGUGUCCGACCUGCCCAAUUCAUCACCAAGGUCAGCUCUUCUGAAGCUCCCAAAAAUCUGGGGAGGAAAUUGUCAUUAUCCACUCAGGAGUCUGUCUGUGUGGGGAAGCAGGACCCAGACAUGGUCAGGGCUGUUCAGCUGGGCUGCUCCCCAAGGAACCUUGUGGACCCCACUUUUGUUUUGAAGCCCCCUCAGCUCUGCUGUGUUACUGUGUGUCCUGUAAAGGGAGUUCCUGCUUCAGAAGGAAGCCUGACAGUACGUGACAGGGGCUGCACUUAUUAGCACCAGGUUUAUUUCAGCUCUUUUUACACCAUACAAAAGCUGAUCACAGACUCUUAAGCCUCAACUGCAGUGCUGUGAUUAUGGUUUGUCCUUCCUGCACGGAGCAGGCAGCAACAACUGCUGGAGUGGGUCAGGAAUGCUGCUCCUUCCCCCUGCUCCCACCUCAUUUGGUUCAGAAAUUGUCUUUAAAUGGCCCACCAGAACAUUCACAAAAUAUGCAAAGAUGUAGUUCUCUUUUCCAUCUGAUGCUUAAGAAAAUAAAUUCACAUUUCAAUAUUCCUCUCCUUAUUUUUUUU
Messenger RNA from Passer domesticus (house sparrow), 7360 nucleotides. It is a transcript of the gene UNC13D, whose product is annotated as unc-13 homolog D. Lineage: Eukaryota; Metazoa; Chordata; Aves; Passeriformes; Passeridae. The coding region runs from base 145 to 3282 and encodes 1045 amino acids. Gene Ontology annotation, cellular component: exocytic vesicle. Gene Ontology annotation, biological process: secretion. The transcript is spliced from 32 exons. The record is from RefSeq and is a predicted model, not a curated record.